UGUUUCCAGAUUCUACAAUGAUGCCAGAUACCGAGCUAGAUGAAAAAUUCAGGCAGGCUAAAAAGGUGUGGCACAGUGUCAAUUUAUCGCUAGUAUGGAUGGGCAUGUGGCCGGUAAAUGUGACAACCAGCGGUCGCAUCAAACUUACAGCGUACCUGACAUACUGGAUAAUUAAAUUAUCCUUAGAAAUCACUGAGUUAUUCAUGGUCAUUGGAAGUCUUGACACAGUUAUUGAUAAUUUCGCAGUAACGGGUGUUGAACUAGUGGGAUUUUCGAGAGUCAUCACUUGGCGAUUCAGCCCCGUAAUUUACAAAGUUAUUAAUGAAAUUCAGCAAUUCCGUGAAUAUGCGAAUUUCAAGGAUUCAGUGGAAAUGGAAAUAUUCAUCAGACACAGUCAAAGUUCUCAAAGAUUUCAUCGAUUUCUGAUAUGGCCAAUGUGCGUGUGCACCCUCUCAUGGUAUUUUACACCACUUAUGGAUUAUCUUAGUGCAAGUAUGCACAACGAGACGAUUCCUCUUCAGCCGCCCUAUCGAUUCCCACCAAUCAUCGAUAUCUCACAAGGUUAUCUUGCUAUAAUUGUCUAUCUUUUUGACUUUCCACUGAUGUAUACUGGGCUAUGUGGUACAUCGACUUACUCCACGCAUUUCCUGUUGAUCAAUGAAAUUUGUGCUCAACUAGCUAUUCUUGCUCAUAGAAUCAGGAAUUUUGAACCAGAAAAAUGCACGAAUAUCAGCGAAGCUGUUGGUCAUAUUGUUGACAAGCAUGUUAUGUUAAUUCGGGUCACAAAAAAUCUGAAUGACAGCACGACUAUUUAUCUUGUAAUCGAACUACUCAACACAACUGUACUCAUCGCAUUGUGCUCGUACAACGUUCUGAUUAAUCUUGAAGAUACCUUCUUAGUUGGGCUGAUCACUUUUGCAUCAUUCUUGUUGGCUUUGAUGAUUAUGAUAUAUACAGAUUGUUAUAUGGGAGAAUGUCUACAAACUGAGGCUAUGAAUCUCUUUCAAGCAUUUCGAGAAUGCGAUAUUCAUAAGUGGCCAAUAUCUUGGCGAAAAGCCUUGAUAAUUUGCACACUCCGAGCUCAUAUCCCAUUGGAAAUGACUGCUGGAAAAUUCUUCAAAUUUACACUGAGCGGUUUCAUAAACAUUUUAAGAUCGUCCAUGGCAUACAUUUCAAUGCUGCGAGCAAUGCUCUGA
Messenger RNA from Diachasma alloeum, 1196 nucleotides. RefSeq lists its product as uncharacterized. Lineage: Eukaryota; Metazoa; Arthropoda; Insecta; Hymenoptera; Braconidae. The transcript has 7 exons. Gene Ontology annotation, cellular component: plasma membrane. Gene Ontology annotation, biological process: detection of chemical stimulus involved in sensory perception of smell; sensory perception of smell. The record is from RefSeq and is a predicted model, not a curated record. Gene Ontology annotation, molecular function: olfactory receptor activity; odorant binding. The coding region runs from base 18 to 1196 and encodes 392 amino acids.